UGUAGCGUAAAUUCUCGCUCGACCACGAUCAUAUGUUGUGGAUGUACGGUCUCGCCAUUUUCACCAAAGCCGUAGCGUGAUUGAGUUUUGUUUUGUUUGUUUGUUUUAAAGAAAGGCUCUUUUAAUCUUUGGAUAUUUCACCGAACGAAUAAAACUAUGGGAAACUGCCAUACGGUUGGACCAAACGAGGCUCUGGUAGUCUCAGGUGGUUGUUGUGGAUCUGAUAAUAAGACCUACACAGUUGGAGGAUGGGCUUGGGCAUGGUGGCUUCUCACAGACAUUCAAAAGAUAACACUAGAGAUUAUGACCCUGCAGCCCAAGUGUGAGGAUGUUGAGACAGCGGAAGGGGUAGCGCUUACAGUCACAGGGGUGGCACAGGUCAAGGUAAUGACAGACCCCGAGCUGCUAUCUCUUGCCUGUGAACAGUUCCUGGGUAAAUCAGUGAUUGAAAUCAAGGGGGUCAUCCUGCAGACCCUGGAGGGUCAUCUGCGCUCCAUUCUAGGCACCCUGACGGUGGAGCAGAUUUACCAGGACCGAGAUCAGUUUGCCGGUCUGGUGAGGGAGGUGGCAGCUCCUGAUGUGGGUAGGAUGGGUAUCGAGAUUCUCAGCUUCACUAUUAAGGAUGUCUAUGAUAAAGUGGAAUACUUGAGCUCAUUGGGAAAGACCCAGACAGCAGCUGUGCAGAGAGAUGCAGACAUUGGAGUAGCCGAGGCGGAGAGAGAUGCUGGAAUCAGGGAAGCAGAAUGCAAAAAGGAAAUGAUGGACAUAAAGUUCCUGGCAGACACUAAAAUGGCCGACUCAAAGCGAGAGCUGGAGAUGCAGAAAGCUGCUUUCAACCAGGAAGUGAAUACAAAGAAAGCUGAGGCCCAGCUGGCGUAUGAGCUGCAGGCAGCUAAGGAGCAGCAGAAGAUCCGUUUAGAGGAGAUUGAGAUCGAAGUGGUGCAGAGAAAGAAGCAGAUCACCAUUGAGGAGAAAGAAAUCGCCCGAACAGACAAGGAGCUGAUCGCCACAGUGAAGAGGCCGGCUGAGGCAGAGGCCUACAAGAUGCAACAGCUGGCUGAAGGACAAAAGGUUAAGAAGGUAUUGACAGCACAGGCUGAAGCAGAGAAGAUCAGGAAGAUUGGAGAGGCUGAAGCAGCCUCUAUUGAAGCUGUGGGCAAAGCUGAAGCUGAGAAGAUGAAGCUAAAAGCUGAAGCUUACCAGCAGUAUGGCGAAGCAGCGAAAACUGCACUGGUCCUAGAGGCAUUACCCAAGAUUGCUGGAAAGGUGGCGGCUCCGUUGGGCAGGACCAACGAGAUUGUUAUUCUGAGCGGCGAUGGUAGCCGCGUAACUGGGGAAGUAAGCCGUCUGUUGGCCGAGCUGCCGGUUACAGUGAACGCCCUCACAGGAGUCGACCUGUCAAAGAUGCCUUUGUUGCAGAAAAUGACCAGUGCCCAUGCAUGAAAAUCCUUUACCUCAUUGGCCUUUUAGACACAGUUUAAAUGCACUCCUUAAUGCCUUACCAGGACAUUCUGUCCUGGCUGAAAGAGGUCUUGUUUUAUCCUUAGUGCCAUUUAUGUCUAGGACCAGACUGCCCAUUGUUUAGAAUUUAUGUUCCUGUGUUAUUCAUCCAUUGUUCCAGGUUACUUGUAUUUCUUAUGCCACCUAAAUGGUGAAGUUAUACACCAGUUCUUGCAUUUGCAGGUUACUCUUAUCAUGACUGCAAUGCAUAAGUGAGUUUGCUCUCGAAUGGGAUCAAUUUUAAACUUUUUACUCUUUUACCCUACAUGAUUUGGGCAGUGAGUAAAUAAAAAUUAAAAAGACUGGUAUGUAGAAAAAGAGAAAGACAGUUGUUUUGCAGUUUAUACUUGAAAAAGGGAUUAACCUCAGCCGUUACACAAACACUUGUUCAACUAAACUGCAUCAGGUGAACACACACCAUUUUCUUUUCUUUUUAUGCAUUUAAAAAGUCAGUAAUAAUCAGUUUACUAUACAACUGACAAAUCACUAUAAAAUGCAACAUUAAAAAGUGCAACCAAAAUGCAACAUUAUAAACAUGCAUACAUUUAUGGUCUUGUAAGCAAGAGUCCAAAUUCUGCAUUUUUUGUGACGUUUGUGUAAGUUGAUGUCACUUGAAAUCACACAUUUAUAUGAUAGAUAUUUAGUUGUUUAAAUGUAGAUUUAGCAACAGUUAAUCACAUAUGUGUCUCCUGCCUAAAUUAGCUUUAGCGAAAGUAUAUAUACCUACAAUUUAGUAUGUGUAUGAAACUUAAACACUCUUUUAUUUUAUUUUAUUUUUAUUUGUAUUGGUGUUGAUUUAUGAUUUUUAUGUCAUCGUUUUUUCAGUUAGAUAUUAGGUUUGAAGUUAAUGUCAGGGUUAAACAAAGCUCGGACAAGGGAGUUGUGUAUGAAAUAGCCUAGAAAUGGCUUGUUGCUGAAUAUUGCAAAACGAAAAUUAUAUGUAUGUUUUAUGUGUUCAAGAAUAAUGUUUGCUAAUACGUGUGCUGCUCAAGUCGUCCAGUGCUUAAAUGUGAAAGUCCAAUAUACAGAGCAUCCUGUGCAGUUCAAGCAAUUCAAAUGCGUAUUAUCAAACUUUCAAGAAAGAACACAGUUCUUCGGGAGUACAGUAGUGUAGGGGUUCUUUUAGAGCCUAUCAAGUUGGACCCAAUAUUCGCCUCCCAGUAUAUUUUCUUUUUUUUCAGUUUAAUAAGAGACCUGAAGCUAAUAGUCAGAGUUUCACUGUGGACUUCAGUACAUACUUUUUCUGUUCAUUUAUUGUUUUUACUGAAAUUGUUUUACUGUUUUGAAGGACAUGUUUGAGUCAAGAUACAAAAAAAAGUACAAUUUUUUUUUCUAAUUUUAUAGUUCUAAAAAUUAUAAAUAAAUGAAUGUAGACAGAAAAAGAACUUGGUUGUUAUGCCAACUUACUGAAAAGAUUUUCAAUUUAAACAUUUAAAUUUCAGCCAAAUGUAUCAGGUAUUUCUAACCUUUGCUUAUUAUUUUUGAGAAUGCUAUGACGUAUAUAUCUGUCUGUGUAAUACAUUAAAUACUGUACGGAAAGCAACAAAGACUAUGCAAUAUUUUCUAAUCAUCUAAUAAGUGAUUCCUUGUUAAACACGUGAAUUAAUGCUUUUGACUCCCUUUAAAUAUUGUUUUUCUUUAAUUACGUCAUGUUUAACUAACACUGAGAUGACAUAAUGUGAAAAGACUUUCGCUACUGUAUACCUAUACCUCACCCAUAUUGCAAAAUUAAACAUAGCAGUUUAUGUACAAAGUUGUCUAAUAUCAAAUGAGAAUAAAAUGCUUGCCAGAAA
This is a messenger RNA of Clarias gariepinus (North African catfish), 3293 nucleotides long. Its product is annotated as flotillin-2a. The record is from RefSeq and is a predicted model, not a curated record. The coding region runs from base 157 to 1443 and encodes 428 amino acids. Lineage: Eukaryota; Metazoa; Chordata; Actinopteri; Siluriformes; Clariidae. The transcript has 11 exons. Gene Ontology annotation, biological process: regulation of myoblast differentiation; protein localization to plasma membrane. Gene Ontology annotation, cellular component: plasma membrane.